Messenger RNA from Phytophthora infestans T30-4, 927 nucleotides. RefSeq lists its product as uncharacterized. NCBI's taxonomy places the organism in Eukaryota, Oomycota, Peronosporomycetes, Peronosporales, Peronosporaceae. The transcript is spliced from 6 exons. The record is from RefSeq and is a predicted model, not a curated record. The coding region runs from base 1 to 927 and encodes 308 amino acids. Gene Ontology annotation, cellular component: nucleus; cytoplasm. Gene Ontology annotation, molecular function: protein binding.
AUGGUGACAUUCAGCAUCAAGAUUCCCGCGUGGAACGGGGAAGGCGAAGAGCCCACGCUGGUUACUCCAAUAGUGUGCUCACUGGUUGAGACUGUGUCGCUGAUCCCUGCCGUAACGCUGUGGCAGCGCAUGGUGAACGUCUACGACGAGCAAUGUCGUGAAACGAUGCACAUCAAUACCUUCACAUGCAUCGAGAUGGGCCCCACACAUUCGUACGCCAUAGCUGCUAUUCCAUUUGCUGCAGCUACCUACUGGCUGUGGCGGCUUUCGCAUUGUUACCAUGAGGCUAAACAAGCUGGCAGGAUUGCCGAUGGGUUUACACUAGCUGCGAAAACAGGCAAGAGUCAUCGUAUCCUUUCGGGAAUCGCCAAUAAGAUUGAUAUUGAUGCUAAUGGAUCCGACGGUAGAAAUGCACUGCAUUGGGCUUGCACGUUGCACCGAGCAAGUAUUUGCCAUGUCUUACUUAAGAAAGGGGCAUCGAUCAGUAAGAAAGAUAGAGAUGGCUGGACACCUCUACAUUGGGCAAGUCGGGUUGGUAACUUGGAUAUCGUGCGCCUUCUAGCCAAAUACGGUGCCAACUUGAAUGUCCAAGAUCGAUGGGGUACGACUCCGUUAAUACUGACGGUCAUCGGUGAAAGCAAGGUUGCAGCGGAAACGCUAAUCGAAUUAGGUGCUUCAGUCGAUGCACGGAAUGUAUUUGGACAGACACCACUGAUGCUGUGUGCGGAAGGAGGGACUUCUCUCCACCAGCUAGGCAUGGUAUUUUUGAAUGCUGGCUCAAAUCUUACGUUGCAAGAUGCACAAGGCAUGACGGCGUUGCACUAUGCGGCUGCCUGCGGAAGUGUCAAUCUUUUGAUGAACAUGCUCCAGCAGUGUGAUGCUGAUUUGGUCGAUAAACCAAACAAGGUGAGCAGUACCAACAAAUGA